AUGAACAACUAUCUUAUAUGGGUGUCGUUGCUGCUCAAUGCAGUGCUUCUUUGGGUCGCCAUAACGAAGGUGCCUUACACGCUGGUGCCAUUUUUGGUGCAUCCGCUGGACCAGUAUAUUGACGGUGCUGGGUGGUUUGAAAAACACCCCAUCGAUUUCGUUAACGCUUCGGCUGUGUUUAAUACGGUGCACGGAGCGUUGAAACAGAAGGAUAAUGAUGUUUUCCCCGUGGGCGUCUCUUUCAUUCCAGCGUAUAUUCCGCCAAAUACGUUGAUGUACCAUUCGACGUCGCUGCCACAUAUUCCAGAUGGCUACGAAUGGAUAGCUAUGGACUACGAGUUUAGUUAUAACUUUGCACGUUUCGAUAGGGGCAAGAAACCGGUGUUUAGAAGGCCUCCAAAGAGACCACACCAUGAUUCAACUAAUGGCGUCCACCAGGUUUCGUCCAAGUUCAGUUUACCUCUGGGCAAUGCGUUUCUCUAUACCUUCAGAAACACUAAACCUUUGGAUAAGCUUAUUUACCUUGAUGGAGCUUCGGCUGCCAAGACAAAUACCGGAGAGAUGGACCAGCAGUCGAUUCUUAUGAGACAGAAGAAUGUGGAUGAGAGAGUGGACGAGUAUAAGGCUGCUGAGGUGAUUUGUGAAUGGGGUAAGGAGUUUGGUCUUCAGGGCAUUAUUCGUCUUGAAAUUGGUUACGAAAUGGUACUUUGUGAUUUCCACGAUGGUAUAGAACUUGCUGCUAAUGUUUCGUUGAAUAACGUUACAGACUUGGCCCACUUGCCUUAUGAGAAGCCAGUUCCUGAAACUCCUCUUGAAACCAAAAGAGAGAAGCUUCUUGAUGGCUGGUCCAGUUUCAACAGCUGGGAGCAUCUCAAAGCAGGUGGAGGUGUUGACGACGGAGAGCAUAGAAUCGUUCUUGACUUCUCCAAUAUGGUUACUCCACUUAAUCUGACCUGGAUCAACCCAGACCCAUACAAGAGAAGAAUCCAUAACCUUUCUGAACCUGCAAAGGAAGCUAUUAUCAGUGACGUCCGUAAAGGUCUUGUUGAACCGGUUGAUCCAUUCAGGAAGACCGAUUGGCAGUUGCUCACUAGGAGAAUCGAAGAGAAGUUUGCUCCUUUGUUCAUGUUGCUUCAGACUUCUUUCAGGGUGUUUGAAGAGAACCUGAAGGAAGGUGACCUCUCAGAGGUUUUGGAAUCUGCCGUUUCAGACCUCACCAGAAUAACAUUCAACUUUGUUAGGAGGUACUCCAACAACAACAUAAAAGACCAAAAAGCCAAGGAAGAGCAGGCUUUCAAGGACGCCAUCAAAGACUACGCCUUCCACACUUUCCCCAUAGCCACCAAAGCGGACAGCUUGGUGUUUUCGUCGCUCUACAGAGUGACCACCGAGGUUGUUGGCUCUUUGUUCGACAUAUACUACACCACGAGAGAAAUGUUACAUGACAUUUAUGUGGAACCCAGCACAGCCCGCCACGAAGAGUUUAAAAAGACGCUCUUGCAGAAACAAAAAGACCUUUCAGAUCUUUUAGGUGUUUUGCGCUGGUCCAUAUUCACCCGCUGUUCGAACUCCUGUGCCUGGGAUGAAGUCUGUUACUCCCCUACGUGGGGACCAGGCCCAAUGGGUUGGGGAGCCAACGAUAAGUACUUUGUUCACGACGGUGAUCGGUACAGAAUCCCAACAGAAUUGACUUGCGUCAGUUACAAAGACGUACCUCAGCGCUAA
Molecule: messenger RNA, 1725 nt
Organism: Candidozyma haemuli
Lineage: Eukaryota; Fungi; Ascomycota; Pichiomycetes; Serinales; Metschnikowiaceae
Exons: 1
Coding region: 1-1725 (574 amino acids)
Source: RefSeq, a predicted model, not a curated record